GCCAUGCCUCCCCCACGGAGACAUGAACACUCAGGAUUUCCCUCCUGUCUGGACACGUUUUCCAAAAAGGGUUCUUCAAAAAUUACUGGGUUAUUUAUUUCUUCAGUGGCACCUGAAAAUUACUUGCACUCAACAAGCCAGCAGAGUGCCAGCUGUCUCAGGGCAGUGGUUUUCUUCCCGCGCUAGUCCCCCAGGACACUCGUAACUUCCUUUCCAAGGAAUGUGUGAGAAGUGCUAUUCGCUGCUUGUCCCUGACAGUGACAGGAGCCAGAUGAUCCUUGUAACUCCAGUUGCUCUUCCUUCCCCAGACGAAGUCAUCCGGAAGCGUCUCCUCAUUGAUGGAGAUGGUGCUGGAGAUGAUCGAAGGAUUAAUCUGCUAGUGAAGAGUUUCAUUAAAUGGUGCAGCUCUGGCUCCCAGGAAGAGGGAUACAGCCAGUACCAGCGUAUGCUGAGCACGCUGUCACAGUGUGAGUUUUCAAUGGGCAAAACCUUGCUGGUGUAUGAUAUGAAUCUCAGAGAAAUGGAAAAUUAUGAAAAAAUUUACAAAGAAAUAGAAUGUAGCAUUGCUGGAGCACAUGAAAAGAUUGCUGAGUGCAAAAAGCAAAUUCUUCAAGCAAAACGAAUACGAAAAAAUCGCCAAGAAUACGAUGCUUUAGCAAAAGUAAUCCAACAUCAUCCAGACAGGCAUGAGACAUUAAAGGAACUAGAGGCUUUGGGAAAAGAAUUAGAGCAUCUUUCACAUAUUAAAGAAAGUGUUGAAGAUAAGCUGGAAUUGAGACGGAAACAGUUUCAUGUUCUUCUUAGUACCAUCCACGAACUUCAGCAAACACUGGAAAAUGAUGAAAAACUCUCAGAGGUAGAAGAAGCUCAGGAAACAAGCUUGGAAACAGAUCCUAAGCCGUAGACAGGCUAAUCACUCCCCGUUGCCAAGAAUAUUGAACUAGCUACAUAAUCUUGGUGUGCUUAGAAAUUAUUGUGCUUUUGAGAUAUUUAAAAUAUCUGCAGUGAAAUACUUUGCUUUUAAAAUUAAUGUACAUUUUAUUUGUAGUUCUUCACACAAAGGAAAAUGACUUCAGAAUAGAUUUGUUUUUUUAUUAAAAUUCAUUUUUAUUCUUAAAAAGUAGGAAGCAACAGUCUAAAAAUGUUUAAUAAAGUGUUUUCAAGC
Trichechus manatus latirostris (Florida manatee) is the source of this 1165-nucleotide messenger RNA. RefSeq names its product THO complex subunit 7 (gene THOC7). The transcript has 7 exons. Gene Ontology annotation, cellular component: THO complex part of transcription export complex. Bases 221 to 904 code for a protein of 227 amino acids. The record is from RefSeq and is a predicted model, not a curated record. Lineage: Eukaryota; Metazoa; Chordata; Mammalia; Sirenia; Trichechidae. Gene Ontology annotation, biological process: mRNA processing; mRNA export from nucleus.